GGUAAGUAAUAGAUAUUAUGUCAGUUGUAUACAUGGAUGAUUAAUCACUAAUUGAAAUGUAUGUUUGGAAUGCAUCGACGUAUCGGACAAAUCAGAGAAUGCCAAUAACACCUGUUGGAUCUCCUGAUGAUCAGGACAAGCUCUUAGGAGAGGCCAUUGGUGCUGUGCGGGCACAGGCUUUUAAUAUGAAAAGAUGUCUCGACAAAUCAAAACUUAUGGAUGCUCUCAAACAUGCCAGCACUAUGUUAGUAGAACUAAGAACUAGUUUAUUGUCACCAAAAAGUUAUUAUGAGUUAUAUAUGGCUGUUACUGAUGAAUUAAGACACUUAGAAAUAUAUCUACUGGAUGAGUUUCAAAAAGAACGCAAAGUUGAUGAUUUAUAUGAGUUGGUACAAUAUGCUGGAAAUAUUGUGCCCAGAUUAUAUCUACUAAUCACUGUGGGAUUAGUAUACAUAAAAACAAACUCUUGCUUAAAAAGAGAUUUAUUAAAAGACUUGGUAGAAAUGUGCAGGGGAGUGCAGCAUCCAUUGCGAGGAUUGUUUUUGAGGAAUUAUUUAUUGCAAUGUACACGAAACAUUUUACCUGAUGUUAGUGUUGCUACAGAUGAUGCUGAGGGAACUGUGAAAGAUGCUGUAGAUUUUGUGUUGAUGAAUUUUGCUGAGAUGAAUAAACUGUGGGUUCGAAUGCAACAUUUAGGACAUUCAAGUGAAAAACAGAGACGAGAAAAGGAGAGGGAAGAACUUAGAAUCUUAGUUGGAACAAAUCUUGUUAGACUAUCCCAAUUAGAAUCUGCCACAUUAGAUACAUACAAAAAAUUAAUACUGCCUGGAAUAUUAGAACAAGUUGUAAGCUGCAGAGAUGCCAUUGCACAAGAGUAUUUAAUGGAAUGCAUUAUACAGGUGUUUCCAGAUGAAUUUCAUCUACAAACACUAGAUCCAUUUCUAAAAUCUUGUGCCCAACUACAAAGUGGUGUUAAUGUUAAAAAUAUCAUAAUUGCAUUGAUUGAAAGAUUAGCUGCAUUUGCACAAAGAUCAGCUUUGUCUGAUGGAGCUAUUGAUGGAACUGUUGCUAUUCCUGAAGAUGUUCAGUUAUUUGAUGUUUUUAAUGAUCAAGUAUCCAGCAUAGUGCAGGCUCGUCAGGACAUGCCUCCACAGGAUACAGUUUCUUUACAAGUAGCACUAGUUGCAUUAGCAAACCGUGUUUAUCCUGAUAGAGUUGACUUUGUUGAUAAAGUUUUAGAAACUACAAGUGACAUUUUGGACAGACUGAACUUGGAAAGCAUUGAGAAUAACAGUCCAGUUUGUCGAGAAUUGUCAAGAUUGUUGAGAAUACCAAUAGAUCAUUAUAAUGAUAUAUUGACAUUAUUGAAAUUGAAUAAUUUCUCAAAGCUCAUGGAAAAGUUUGAUUUUGUAUCAAGAAAAACUAUGGCCGUUUAUAUUAUUACUAAUGCCUUAGAUAACGAAACAUUAAUACCUACACCUGAGCAGGCUGAUGCUAUAUUAAAUAUAUUAGCACCUUUAAUUAAAGACCAGGAAAAUCAAUCACCAGCUGAUGAAGAUCCAGAAGAUUUUGCUGAAGAGCAAGGCUUAAUGGCAAGAUUUGUACAUCUGUUGAAAUGUGAACAACCAGAUCAACAAUAUUUAAUAAUAUCAACUGCUAGAAAACAUUUUGGAACAGGAGGACCAAAACGUGUUAAACAUGUACUGCCACCACUUGUGUUCCAAGCUUAUCAAUUAGCAAAUAAAUACAAAACCAUUAAAGACGAAGAUUCUAUGUGGGAUAAGAAGUGCCAGAAAAUUCUACAAUUUUGCCAUGGGACAAUAGCAGCAUUAGCAAGGGCUGAAUAUCCAGAACUUUCAUUAAGACUGUAUUUACAGGGAGCUUUGUGCAUAAGUCAAGUUAAGUUUUCAAACCAUGAAUCAGUUGCGUAUGAGUUUAUGUCCCAAGCCUUUUCUUUAUAUGAGGAGGAAAUCUCUGAUUCCAAAGCUCAAUUGGCUGCAAUAACAUUAAUAAUGAGUAGCUUAGAGCAAAUUGAUUGUUUUGGUGAUGAUAACUCUGAACCACUUCGGACUCAAUGUGCUUUAGCUGCCAGUAAAUUGUUGAAAAAACCUGAUCAAUGCAGAGCUGUUGCAUUAUGUUCUCAUCUAUUCUGGUCUGGAAGAUGUGCAAACGUUGAAAUAAGAGAUGGUAAACGUGUUUUGGAAUGUUUGAAGAAAAGCGUGAGAAUAUCAAGUCAGUGCAUGGAUAGUGCAGUUCAAGCACAACUUCUUGUUGAAUUAUUAAAUCAUUACAUAUUUUUCUAUGAGAAAGGCAACGAUCAUAUUACAGUGGCAAUGCUGAAUCAAGUCAUAGCAAAGAUUCGAGAAGAAUUACCAAGCUUGGAAGUAUCAGAGGAAACGGAACAGAUCAACAAGCAUUUCAAUAAUACUUUAUGCCAUUUGCAAUCACGAAAAGAUGGGGCUGAUGCAGAAGGGGUAUCGUAUCAAGAUCUAAUAUUAUAAACAAAUAGAUUAUAUAAAUAUUUCUGUAAAACAGAAAAUAUUAAUAGUAUAUAUUGGGUAAUAUAUAUAAAAUUACUUUCAUUAUAUUUAAAUUGUUGAUAAUGAUUUAAAAAAUUGUUCUAGUUAAAAAAAUAAAUAUUAAAGAUUGCAAAAAAGAGUAAGAAGUGUAAACAUUCCAAUAAAUUUGAC
Molecule: messenger RNA, 2690 nt
Organism: Ctenocephalides felis (cat flea)
Lineage: Eukaryota; Metazoa; Arthropoda; Insecta; Siphonaptera; Pulicidae
Gene: Vps35
Product: vacuolar protein sorting-associated protein 35
Exons: 16
Coding region: 57-2501 (814 amino acids)
Biological process (GO): retrograde transport, endosome to Golgi; intracellular protein transport
Cellular component (GO): late endosome; retromer complex; retromer, cargo-selective complex
Source: RefSeq, a predicted model, not a curated record